AUGCGGGUUCGUCGAAGCGCGGAGCGCGACAGGCGCCGGCGGAUCCUGGCAGUGCCGGAGAUAGCCGCGUCGCCGCCCUGCGAGCUGACGACGGCCGCGCACAUCAGUUCCACGGCUGUGGACGUGGACGAAGUCGUCUACUGCGUGCUCGACAGCCUAGUCGACGGCAAGGCUGAGACGGAGAGAGCCGCGACCAGCACGAUCCUGCGCUUCGCAAGGCUGCAGCAAGACUUCACAAUCAGAGCCAUCCUGUACUUCCUGGAAGUCCAGAAGACCACCGAGUCGCACCAGCAUGCGCUGCUGGUGCUGCUGCGCAAGUGCAUCACGCAGUCGCACGAGACCAUCCCGACGGGGCUGCUGCGGGAUGUGCUGCUGUUCAUGCUGAAGGAGCUCAACUUCCUCGGAGUCAGCGACGUGAGGCACUCGGUGAUCAUCGAGACGGUCAACGAGACGGCGGUGCUCUGCCCGGCCUUCUCCGUCGAGGUGAUUCUGGCCUUCAUCCGCGACCUGCGGCAGGAAAGCGCCAUCCCCACUGAGACGCUCUGCAUUUACAUCCGCGUGCUCACCCACGUCUUUGCGAAGGCGGCCAACAACGAUUACAUCAGGAGCGUGGACGUCGUAGGGCAGAUACUGUCCCUCUACGAUCCGUCGACCAUAUGCGUGGAGUCGGGGGAGCUGUGCAAGAACCUAGUGUCCCUGCUGUGCACCCUCUCGAAGGCGCUCCACCCGCUGCAGGAGUGGCAGAGCGCAGAGGACGCUGCGUUCGCGCAGGUGUCGAACCAACUUGUAGAGGCGCUCUCGCUGGAGGAUGUGGCACACCGGCGCUUCGCAGCAUGGCACGCGCGGUACCGGGCGUACCGCCUAUCGGUGGACAAGCCACAAAACGUCCAGAGCGAGACCAUGCCGCUGAAUCAGCUUGGUGCGCUCAUUGAUGGGAGUAGUCCCGAGGAAACCGAUGUUUUGUGGUCAUCACGCUCUGCUGAACAGGGGUCGCAGCAGCCGCGGGACCGGCCUGUCGUGCGAUCGGUGAGGCUGGGAUCGCGCAAGCGAAUCAUAUCGUUCGCCGCGGCGCUAUAUGCAUCCAGAUCGCUGUGCCAACAUAGCGAGCAGAGUUCCGUGGGUUUGCGUGAUGCCGAGAACCCCGCUGUUGGCGCGCCGUCGUCGACGCUCACUCAGACCGUAGGGAGACACCAAAGCUCGAUGGGGUUCGAUAGCGCAAUUGGAGCGCCUAACGUGGCAGAUGGGAAUGCGUGGCGGACACCGACUGAGGUGGACGGCGGUGCAGCGGCAAGUAAUCAGUUGAACGUGCAGCGUUCAGCAAGCUCUAUAGGGACGGGUCAGGUCUCCAAGGAACAAGUGGGGCUGGGCCUUGCAAGCCAGAAUGGGUUCCCCAGUUCGGGUAGCAUGUUCAAGUUGGCUGCACUCGGAAUGCCGAUGUCGGAGGAUGCUGGCGGUGCGAGGCACAUGCCGCACCAAAAAGCCGGGUCGCGUAAUGCACCUCGGACUGGAGCUCAUAUGGUUUUGCAGACUCUCAGCGGCCCAAUGGGGAUACCGACUGUGGGUGUACCUGCUGGAUUCCACGAUGUUCUGGCGCCGCUGUUCACGCUGCUGCUGGAGCGCUCCUUGGCGUCGAUAUACACCAACCCGCCGUUCACCAGCACGUGCCUUGAGGCGCUGUUCGCCAUGGCGCUGCUGUCGAAACACGUAUCGGACGUGGCUAUAGCGCGUUACGGCCUGUCGCUCCUGGACAGCGUUUUGGUGCGCUUCUACCAGUACCUGCCCAACACCCCCUACCAGCCGGUGGCGCGGCAGGGACGCAAGAGCGUGUGGAUGUCGCUGCACAAGGAGUCCAGUGACACAUAUCGCAACAAGAUCGUCACCAUAUUCUCGUCACUCGGGUCGUACGGGGACAAGAUAACCAUGCUGCCGCCGGCGCCCCUGGUGAUGUGCCUGCUGCACCUGUGCAAGGUGCUGCUGCGCAGGCGGCCUCACAUCGUCGUCUGCCAGCUGCCGAACAUAUGCGAGGUGCUGUUCGGGCUCCUGAUCGCCAUGCACGGUUGCGGCAAGGUUGCGCUGCUGGCCUCGUGCGACAGCAGUUUCGUGUCCUACUACAUCGACGAGGAGGACCUGCUGCUCAACCGCAGCGUAGGCAGCGCUUUUCUCGAUGUAGGCUGCGCGUCGUCAUGCAAGGACUUCGUGAGGACCGUGGUGGCGGCCUGCCGGUUCAUGGCUUCAAGCGUCGACACCCGCUGCUACUUCCUGGAAUUCUUGUUCCGCAAGGCGUUGAAAGGGUCGCCUAGGGAAGUUACGGUGGCACUGUUCAUGUUGGGGUGGUCGUGCUCACAUCCGCCGAUAUGUGAGGCCCUGACUGACUCCCGGAGGAGAAGCAGCGCGCCUGCCAGCCUCGGCGUCAGCGGUGCGGUGUUUUGGCGCCUCAUUGACGUCCUGCACACGCUACUAGGGCGCAUGCCGGCGGCCUCUGCGCACCCGCACACGCUGCGUCUGCUGCUCGCCCUCAUAAACCACCUGUCGCGAGGCGACUGGCUGCUUUUACACUGCCUGGUUGGGUACCGCACCGCCCCCAACUACCCCGCCGACUUUUACCCCGAAAAUGCAGCCAUGCGGAUAACCCGGCCUGUAUACGCGCUUAUCGACUUCGUAUUCAGCCUCAAGGUCGUGUACGACCUGGAGAAGAGGAUAGGGGAGAACAACAACAAGGUCCGAGAUCUGGGAAUGAAGCUGGCAUCGGGUUUCUUCCGGAAGAUGUACUGCGGCCAGCAUGCAACCAGUUACGACCUGAGCCUCUUGGUGUGUGGCAGCAGGAGUUUCGAAAAGUUUUUGCUGCCGCAUUGCGGGGAUCCCAUGAUCACAUACCUCCUGCAGCUGCUGCUCACGAAUUCGAAGAUGAGCGUUUUCACGGUGCUUCGGUCGCUCUCGCAGCUCUUUGCCUGGGGCAAUGCCGAGGCGUUCUCAGGGAUGUGUUCCACAACAGUGUUCACGAGGGCGAUGGCCUUUGUGCUGGUAUAUCUGCACGACCCCGUGAACUACUUCGGCGAGGCGUUCGCGGCCGCGAAGGUGCUGCCGUAUCUGUCGGAGUUGGUGCUUGGUGAGCGACUUGAGCUGUGCGACGGCACUCGGCCUAAAUCACACUACUGCGGAUUAGACUCCUACGUACUAUCGUUCGACCGCGGAGACUGCUAUGGCCACCUGAGUGGAGUCGACCAUAUAGUGCUGCAUUUCGAAAAGGUUUCGCGCCUGUUCCAGAAGAUGGUCGCCCUGAGCUCGUUUGAGUCCGUAGCCGUGGUGAUGGUCAACCAGCUUGCUAGGAUAUGCCAAAGCCUGAAGCCACCGACGACCACGUAUGCGUCGCUGCUGAAACUGAGCAACGUGCAGGCGUCCAGUUCCUUGACGAUGUACCACAGACUGGGCAUUUUGCAUAUUAUGGCAGCUUGUUCCAGAUGCUCCGUGGACCUCUGUUCGUCGCUCAUUGAUUUCCUCCUGGGGUUCAGAGGGCAGGCUUCGCAGGUCGCCUGGGAUGCUAAAUUCAGCUCAGACUCGGGAGUGCCUCCGUUUUCAACCGUGUUGGGCAAAUGGGCGCCCCUGACAUUGAACGUGUGCGAGCAGAUGCGUUACACCAUGCUGCAGUUGCACGAGUUCAACCGCCACUCUGCACAAGCUGCAGCUGGCAACAACGGUAGCCCCACAGCGAAUGGCGUUAUAUCCACCAAAUACCCUGAAAACGUCGACCGAUGUUCUGAGGACAUCUCAAUUGACCUUUCGCUACAGGAUGACCGUCUGUACUUCACAGUGCAAGCAGAUGAUUACCUGCAUCACGAGUCACAGACACUUCGCGGCCUUAUUUUGGGCGCGCUGGGGAUGCACCAGCAGUACUACCACUGUGUGCUCUGGAAGGUCUACUACGGGUUGCGAAGCCGGCUUCCCGGAAGCGCUGUGAUCUUCACGAAGUUUGCCACUCUGAGUUUCGGUGAAGACCUAAAGGUGGUCGCGCUCACUGCCCUGGCGUACCUGUACGCUCGAGCCCCUGCCAACCUGGUAGAUGCGGGCAUGAUGACAGGGUUGCAUGUCAACCAUUCUGAAACGGCUUAUGACACGGAAAGACCGACGCCAGUUGCGUCACCAGUCUCCAGAUAUAUCGAGCAGCUGGCAACCCCAACUGAUGAGGCGGCAUUGGUGGACAUGUAUACCUUCUGUUUCCGAGAGGGUUGUGAGAAGGCGGUGUGCACUGACCUGGCAGGGGACAACGGUCUGCUGCGGUGCGUGGUGGCGCCCAUGCUCUUCUUCCUCUUACACGAGACCGACAUAGGGACACAGCACGCAGUCGCACGAGCGUUACAUUACGUCAUGCGCGCCGCAAAGUCGAAUCAUGCUGCUCGUGCGAUAUGCAGGUUCCCAUAUGUUGCUCUGAACCGCGUACUGUAUUUCGUUGCAAGUCUAACUUCUCGCGACUUUGCCGCCAACCAGCUGUACGACCCGACGCCUAUACGACAGCAGUGCGCACAUAUGUUCAACCGAGCUCGAUGGGAUCUCAACUUCCCGGCAGUGCGUGCAUUCGAGUCGGCCCCCCUCAAGCCUGCUGCAGACGGAGUUACAUGCUCGAACGUGGCGUUGGCGUUUUUCAGCGCAACGUGCCUGCUCUCCGACUACGUGACAUCGGCGGACGAUGUUUUGCCGGUUCUGCAUCUGGUGUUGUCCUUCGGCGAUGUUUGGGAGGGGCUCAAAAGGCUGCCAAGCAGUUCGUCAGACCAGUUGAGCGCGUCGGGCUCCAUUGAUGUCAAAGCACUCACCGUUCGCUUCAUGAAAAAUUGUGUCGCCAAGGCCGGGUGGAAGCGGUUGUCACAAGUACUGUCAAUGGCGCUAUUUAUGAGCGAAGGUUUCCCUGCCGGCAUGGUCGAGCAUAGAGUCUCUUUGGUCCUUGGGCUUCUGAGUGAUAUGGAGCCAUCCUCUGUAACCAAGGUACACGAAGAUGACUUUCACAGUGGAAAUAACAUACAAGGUAGUUUGGAGCAUACAUCUGAUGGUUCAGAGGUAAUUGAUGCGGUAAAGGGCGAUUCAGCGCCAUUAUCUGCGACUGACCAUGUCGAAACUGGCCUUGCGGCAGCAGAUGCGCAACAAUCAGCGGAGUCGUCACCGCAGGAAAACCAGCACGAGGUUCUUACUGUGCAGAACAAUGUAAAAAACGCAGCGAAAAUAAAUGCGGCUGAUGACGGGGAGGAGGAACAUUGGGGUUUCGUUGACUGCGUGCUGCUGCUUUGGGCACACAUGCUGCACCUUGAGUACGGAAGCAAAAUGAGAGAGGCACUGCACGCGUGUCUUAAAAAGUUGCUUUGCUUUGAAAAAUCAGGUCAAUCGUUGUUCGCUGCAUCGGAGGAUCAUCUGGACAAAGCUAUUGCGCUAGACAAGACUGUAGCUGGCCCAGCAGGUCAAGAGCCGUUUGUCACCGCCAUCACUCACGGAGCACAAACAGCGUUGAAUGCAGGCGACAUGCGCGGGGCAGAGAAGAGUGAGCCGCAAUACAGCAACAUACCUGCCGUGACCACGGAGGUGGGAAAUAAGACACCAUCCAAACUGCCGUACAUUGCGAAUGUCGAACGGAUAGACCUGUUGAUACCGAAGGGGUCGUUAAUGAUGGCGCUGCUUUGCUGCAUGAAAUAUCUCUCCGCCUCAAGCUGCCUGUCUGGACCUUUUGCGAACAUCCUGCAGCUAAUAUUGCAGCAGAGGUAUUCAGACCUGGACCACCAGCACCUGGAGUCAAUCCUGGCAACCAUAUUCAGCAACUUCUCCAGCUCAUUCGAGAGCCAUGAGGUGCCGUGUUCCACGCAUAACUUUGUUGUGGACCUCGCCCAGACGGAUUUCGAAGUGCUCUGCAACGUUAUCUUCGCACCGAAUUGCAAUUAUUCAAAGAGCUUCAAACUUUCAGUUACGGCGCUCAUAACGCACGACCCCUUCCUGACACUGCAGUUGCUUGACUUUUUGGAAAGGUGCAUGAUGGCUGGGUACCAGCAUUUGGGGUAUGCACGUCACAGCGUCUCCAUGGACUAUAUUAUGGACUUCGUGGGGCACAUAUACGUGAAUUGCGACGCCGGAAUAUUGCACUCUGAUGAAGGGGUCAGAUUUGUCACGACACUCGUAAUCCAUUCCUUAUGCAUCACGAGAUCCAACUCAAGAGAUUCAUUACCCACUUUGCAGCGCUUGGCAGCGCUCGUGGGUCAAUUGGGAGCACGUGUCAAUGCUAUCCGUCAUGGAUUGGACGCAAAAGAGCACGUUAACGUGGAGCCAAAAGGUAUGCAACAGGGAAAUGGCAAUGUUGAGGCAACAAAGGAAGACAAUAAUCUUCGUCGGGUGGCUUCGAAGCUACGCCGUAGCUGCAGGUCGUUAGUUACAUCGUCGGAAUCGCACCAACAGCAAUUUUUACGGUUACUGGAUCGUCUGUUGCAUUGCCAAAAUGAGUUUAAGCGGGGACUGCUCUCCGCUUGCCUCUCUAUUUUAUGCAACCUCUUGCGUGAAAAGGCAUUAAGGCGUUACACAACAGCGAUAAUAGGGAUUAUCAAGAAGAUUGGGUCUCUCAAAGAGCUGCGGAAAUUCUACUACCGAUCUGUGCACUAUUUUUUGCUGGGUUUGGAUGGUGCGGAAUGUGGAUUGUACACGCAUAAUUGCAUCCUCAAGGGGUACCGUAGGCGCCGUGCGAAGGUUAAUGGGAGCAUUAAGUUAAAUAUAUCCGCGGACGGUGACGAUGUAUAUUUAAGAACUGAGCUACUUAGUGCAGUCAGAAAUGAUGGCGGUGCAAAUUCACCGACCACGGCACUGGCAUUGGGAGCCUUUUCGAAAGGGAGGACGGAAAAUUCCAUCAAUUUGCUGCAAUCGCUUUUGGACGAACUGACGGCUUCGUUGAUGAAUGAUCUUUCGAAGCCGCCAUCGGUUGGCAAUAUGCACUGUCUGGAAAGAGCGGCGUCAAGUUUGAUAAGGUUCGUGACUGAGAGCAGGGGUUACCGAGUGCGCGAUUUCCGUGCUUUGGUGGCGCAGUUGCUUCGGAUGCACACAGUGCUGAUCGGCACCGACCAGCGCGUGCUUUGCGCCUUUGCGGAACUGUAUCUGGCAAUAGCAGAUUGGCUGGAAUCAUGCAUUUCGCGAGGUUAUGUUAUGCCCGUCGAAGUACAGCGGCACCUCCUGCCUCCGCUGGGCCUGUCGAUUCUGCACGGGUCGGUCUCAAUGCGCUCUCAAAGAAAAUAUAGACGGCUGACCCGCGUACUUGCUGGGCUGUUAAGUGACGCAUUCCCUAUUCCGUUAAGCGUGAACUCGUCCAGUCGUGGUUGGUUGAAGUCGGUGCUGUUGCGGCGGCCAUUUGCGGCGCAUUCGAAAUUCCCCUAUCUGCAGCUGUGCAUGUGCGGUUGUAACAAUCCGGAACUGACUCACACGACCGGUGAACGUUUUUGCGUAUGCCAUGCCUUUUACUUGCUCGACCUGUUCAGCAGCUGCUUCCCGAGCUACUGUUGGAACGUGGAACUCGGAAUGACGGAGAACAUCGAUUCGGAGAUUGCGCGUCUACGGCGGGACGAACAUGUGAAGCGCACGUCGCAAGUGCUCUUCGGUAGCCUAAACGAUUUCACUCCGAGCCAAUCGCUGGUGCUGGGUGACCUGGGAUCGAUGUCGCGAGAUGAGACGUUCACGGACGAGAGUGGUGACUUUGUUGAUAUAAGCUCCGCUUACAAGGUGCGGGUCGAACACUACAAGUCGGGAUCACAGCGCAAUGCACUAUCUAACAUGACGUCUAGUCAAUCGUUGGGAGCUAUGAUGACGGCGAGGUCGAUGCGUAGCUCGUCUUUCAACAACGCAUACUUUGACCACAAGGAAUACAACGAAAGCCAUGCGGUGGACGUCUCAUCCGGGAGAAGUGGGGGACCCCUCCGUGCCAUGUCCGCCGACUCAAAACGCGUCGGCAUACAUACGCAAGGCAAUAUAUAUACGAAGUUAUUAAGCUUAUCGCCGUCGCGUUCGUUUGACAAUAUAAGGACGGUAGCAUCGGCCACACCACGUGAAGCAGAAAUGCCAUUAUGGCUCGACUUGAGUCUGCCGAACCACGAUGCUAAACGCUUCCUUUAUCAACAGUCUCCACACGCAUCGAGGGGUGUUAUUGGUGAUGAAUCGCAGCUCAAUGAAGAAGCUGAGAAUGAGUCGCCUGUCCGCGUUGCCUCGCACGGAGACGUGGGCGUCAAUCUCAAUUCGUCAUGCGGCAGCCUUUGCACUAGCCUUGACGUACCCAUUGACCAUGUCAGCGAUCCCUCUCGUGUUUCAGAAGUUUCUACGACUCUUCAAAGGAGCCUAAUGUUCGGGCACCAAUAUGGCGAAGGACCUGUAGGUGAAGCAUCCAUGCAACUGAGUACGAGUGAUUUGGGUGAUUCUAUAAGCGAAAUUGAUGCUUCGCCCUCCUACGGCUACCCACAAGCAGAACUCAGUUUUGAUAAAAACAGGAUUCGCCUGAACAGGGCAAAAAGAGACGUUUCGAACUCGCGUGGUUCAUCAGAAGAGCACCUCAGUGUUACGGGUUCAAGUCGGAGCGCUUUGUCAUAUCCUUUGUCCUACGCAAAUGCUGGGAUCGCCGAAUUCAGCGAGUACAAGCCACCUGUAUUGGUAAAAAAAGGUUUGACAGAGGAGAUAAUGAAAAUAGAAGACAGCUUGAUUCCCUCUGCAUACAUCGGUUCUCUCCGAAGCUUAAGUUUCAGGUGGCCUUCAAGAAAACGUUCUCUGGGCAAGGCACUGAAUUCUUUGCCAUGCUUACCGUCGCUGUUACCCAUUUUAACCAUCGCAGAUUUCCAGGUCGAAAUUGACGGGCAUCUGCGUAGAAUAAAUGUGUUUAAUGGCGAACGCAAGAAUAGCCUUAAGUCAUUCGACACGUCGACAGUCGGGCAAAGUCUCUCCUUUUUCGACAUAUCGAAUCUUGAAUGCAUCUGGAACACCACUCUGUAUACUUCACCCAUGGUAUACCGGUUCAUGCUUCUCAGCAAAUAUCUUAAUAGACCCAAAAUAUAUGCCUGCAUUCGCGAGGAUCAAGGUGUUUCACGUCCUCCACCAGGUCAGGGGGCAGUCACCCCCACUGUGGCAUCUCCCUAUACUGCGGCGCAGCCAGAUCGGCCAGCGAGUCUUGGCUGCGAUCAACCGCAGGAGCCAACGGUCCCGGAGAGUGUGAUGAUUAAUGCAGUUCGAGGUGCAGCUGCUAUUCUGCAUAUGGCGCUACUGCACCUGACAAACGAGGAAGUUGUUUUGCGUCAGCACAUCGUCGACAAAUGGCCACGCUGCUUCUUGGAAAUGGCACGCUAUAAUGCGGUGCUGCAUUUCGAGGCACUGGCGCAGACUGUCAGCAAGCAGCUUUGCAAAAUGCUGGAAGGGUCCUCCGGACUUUUGAAACGCGUUCUGCUGGAGUCGAUGGAGAUGUUCGCGGUGGUGCUCUCGAGCUCCAAUCCUGACACUUAG
This is a messenger RNA of Babesia bigemina, 9486 nucleotides long. RefSeq lists its product as hypothetical. Lineage: Eukaryota; Apicomplexa; Aconoidasida; Piroplasmida; Babesiidae. The record is from RefSeq and is a predicted model, not a curated record. The coding region runs from base 1 to 9486 and encodes 3161 amino acids. The transcript has a single exon.